Messenger RNA from Carassius carassius (crucian carp), 3166 nucleotides. It is a transcript of the gene nlrc3l, whose product is annotated as NLR family, CARD domain containing 3-like. The transcript has 7 exons. The record is from RefSeq and is a predicted model, not a curated record. The coding region runs from base 218 to 2647 and encodes 809 amino acids. Lineage: Eukaryota; Metazoa; Chordata; Actinopteri; Cypriniformes; Cyprinidae.
UUCAAAUGACGUCACGACAUGACGGGAAACGCGGAAGAGCGCAAAAGGCCACAGUUUCAACUGGUGACAUUUCUGUGGACGUUUUAAACUCGUUUUGAAACUACAUAUUAACCAAACUGACUUUUAAUAAAAGUCGAUUUAACGCUAAAGCACUUUCUAAAUGUUGUGGGUAGAAGCUGUGCUGUAAUCGGUUUGUAAGGAGUUUAUACCCAUCAUCAUGAGUAAUUUUGGGGACGAUAGUGAUUCUGAAAAGGAUCGGAUCAUGAUGGACCGGCCGCCCAGCAGUUACGGCUCCAUGCAAAGUGACGAUCAUGAAGAGGAACUUAAUGACUUUGAUGAAUCGCCGCUCAAACAAUCAACAAGGGUCAGGCUUAAUCGCCCAGAUUCGCCAGAGACCGCAAUUACUGAACGUACAAACACAAACCAGUCCAGCAUAUACAAAGAUGGACUGUUCCUGAGACAACCCAUCAUGCACAUGGGCGAUUAUCAUGUUCAACACAGCAUUAACAGAGAGCCCUCGAUCAUGGAGCCGUCUGAGAUGCAGAGCGACAUAAGAACAGAAGCAGCGAUGGAUGAAGAGUUGAAUGACAGAGACACGGAGAUGAAUGAGAGAGGCGUGCAGGAAGUGCAGAAUGAAAACGCUGCAAUGCAGGUCCAGGUGGAGCAGGCAGAGGCAACGACAGAAGAGGAGGAUUUUGAUGAAAUUGUUAUACAAUGUGAAGAACUGAGAGAUCCUCCUCCUCUUCCUCCGGAAGGCGUCGGUCUGCAGUUUAAACACAAACACAGCUCCCUCACACUGCGCCAUGUGUUAAAGCAAAUGGUGGGGUGUCUUUCCCAGCUCCAUCCAGGAGAGAUUGCCUAUUUUAAGCGUUGUCUGAGCACUCACUACAGAUUCAGGAAGAACUACUCGACAAUUGCGGAUCUUAAUGACCCACUGGAUGUGAUCGAUAAAAUGAUCGAGGUCUGUGGGCUGGGAGAAACUCUGCAUCUCACCAUACGAUCCCUCCACAACGUUGGAAAAGGCAAUCUAGACGGAUACCUAAGGAAGAGCUGUAGAAGAGCUGUGUUACUGCAUGACCUGAAAUUAGCUUACAACAGACGCUAUUACAAUCUCUAUGAAGGCCGAUGUCGUCCUGGUCAACAGCGCUACAUCAGUGACGUCUAUGUUGAACCCGUAACAGUCAUCAGAGGCACCAGGGAGCCUAUCAACCCUGAGAAUGAGGUCCUCAAGAUACCUUAUACAAUCGAGGAGACCCAAAUCAGAGCUGCAGACAUCUUUCGACCCCUUCCUCACGAACAGAAACCAAUCCGUAUGGUCAUGAUGACGGGAAUUCCCGCCUGCGGUCUAACGGUGGCUAUUAAUAAGUUCAUCAUUGACUGGAUGGAGGAAAAAAGCAAUCAGGAUUUUCAGUUCGUGUUCCCUUUGCCGGCGAAGGAGUUUCACCUUGGGAAAGACGGAAAUCAGAGCUUCUUAGAGCUACUCGGUAGCAUUUUCGCAGAGGCUGACGACAUUAAAUUCAUCGAGAAGCCCGAUUGCUUGAGUCUGUUUGUUAUUAACGCUCUAGAAUGUUACAAGCACAACCUGGACUUCAAAAACAAUGAAAUUAUCACAAGCGCCAGGACGAAAGCACCAUUAGAUGCUCUUCUCACCAGUUUAAUAAAAGGCACGUUGCUUCCGAAUGCCAGAGUUUGGAUCACCAGCCACGUCACUGCCUCCCAUCGAAUUCCUCCGCAUCUAAUCGACAGGUAUGUAGAUUUAAGAGGAUUCACGGAUGAGAAGAAGGAAGAGUACUUUACCAAGAGAACCACUGAACCUGAGCUCGGGAGGAAGGUUUAUAACCACAUGAAGCGCUCCAAAGCGCUUGAGAUCAUCUGCCACAUUCCUCUCUUCAGCUGGAUGGUGGCGUUCAUCUUCGAACGAGGGUUUCGAGAUCCCGAAUACGGCAAACACCCACCUGGCAUCACAGCGUUUUAUUCGCAGUACAUCAUUGUGCAAAUGAACCGCUCGUUUGAGAAAUACCGCGGCGGCAGCAGCGAGGCACAGGAUUGGAAGGAUGAAGAUAAGAUGUUUAUUGAGAUGUUGGGGAAAAUGUCAUAUCGGAUGAUUCUAGAUAGACGGGACUGGUUUAAGGUGGACGAUUUGACCUCUGUUCACCUCACAUAUGAAGAUUUGCGCACUCGGGAUGAGUUAACCACUGAGGUCAAACGAAGAAACGAAGACCUUCGAACGUGGGUCUUCAAGUUUGUUCACAUUACUAUUCAGGAAUACAUGGCCGCUAUGUAUGUUUAUGUGACGUUUAGAAAACACGGGAAAAAUGUGAUCGAACCAAGCAAAAUGUCUUGGUUUCAGGGCACAAACAAGGAUCGGUCUAUGAUUGAGCUCUUCCGUCCCGCCAUCGACCGUGCGUUGGCGUCUCCGAAUGGACAUCUGGACAUGUUCCUGCGCUUCCUGAUCGGAUUGUUGACUCCAGGAACUGAGGAUAACUUGCGCGGAUACCAGCUCAAUCACUACCACCCCAAAGCCAAAGGCACGGAGGAUGUGGUCAAAUACAUCAACAAAAAAAUGAGAGAAAACCUUCAUCCAGACAGGAGAAGAAACCUGGAGUUGUGUCUGGUGGAGCUGGAAGAAGGCAAAGAAGGAAGAUGAGAAGAAACACAGCAAGGCAGUGUUCAAUCUAUGAGGUGGGACUGUGUAACACUAAACGCAGCGUCCCGCAGGAGCGACUCAGUUAAAGGGAUGGUUCACCCUGUCAUUAUUUACACUAGGGUUGUCACGAUACCAUAAACACAUGUUACGAUACUAUACCAGCUGAAGUAUCAGGACACCGUGUUGUAUCGCCAUACCAUGCCAACUUAGAGAUGUAUGCAUAUUAUAUAAGACCGGUUUCACACCGCAUGUAUAAGCAGUGCAUAUUUUUUUCAGGCCCAUGUUAAAAGAGAAGAGAAGUGCAGGAAUCGUUUCAGCACUGAGUAUAAUUUUAAUGCACAGCUCACACUGAAUUAAAGCCACACUGCAUUAUUUUUUAUAUAAAAUAGACAUGAGUAAACACAAAAAAUAACAAAUUUCACCAUAAAAUCUAAUUUUAACCUUUUAGCGACUGCCCUACAUACAACAUUGCUUCUAUACUACCUCUUUAAAAAAAAUACAGUUGUGUCGCCAGUAUUU